Temnothorax curvispinosus is the source of this 1403-nucleotide messenger RNA. RefSeq lists its product as uncharacterized. The record is from RefSeq and is a predicted model, not a curated record. The coding region runs from base 21 to 1316 and encodes 431 amino acids. NCBI's taxonomy places the organism in Eukaryota, Metazoa, Arthropoda, Insecta, Hymenoptera, Formicidae. The transcript has 3 exons.
UUUUCCGUACUAAGUCCGUUAUGCCAAAGCAUAAGAAGGCAGAUAGACACUCUUCCUCGAGAAGAGGGUCUCGAUAUUAUUUUUCAAGAGAAAGCUCGCAUAAUCGCGCUCAUAAAGACAGACAUCGAAGGAAGAGAUCCAGGGAUUUCAGCUCAUCGGACGACAGCUAUUUAGCGAAAGAAUCAUCGACGCGACGUUCCCGGUCCAAGGAGAGAUACCGUGAGAUUCUCCAAGAUAUUCAGCAAUUUCUUGCGGAUCGAAACGGCUCACAUAACCUAGACAAGUGUCAGGUUAGUUCACCCGCAGAGGUUAGAUCGGUCCAAGACGUUGCUUCAGCAUCGUCUUUGGCAUCCGUUGCGCCACAUGCCUUAGAACAAGAGCAUGAAGAACACACGGCCGCGCAAGCGAGCCGCGGCAUUGUACCAGCCUCAGCGGAGAUCGUUUCCAUCUCAGAGGAAAACCCCACAGCAGCGGGUAAUGUAUCCUUUGCCGAUCCACCCGCCACCGUCGUUCCCGAAUCUCAGGACCCGGAGGUCGUCCCUGAGACACACGCUUUAGUCAACGAGCUUUUUGGGGAAGCUCAGGCUCCUCCCACAUCAGCUCUUUGGAAUUCCGUCGUUUUGAAUUCAAUCCAGACGGAGUCGCGAGGUGGCCUUAAAGCAGAGAUUCGCACUAACCUUCUGACGAAAUACGAGGUGAAAGAGGAGCUUGCAGCUUUGGCUCCACCAAAGUUGAACAAGGAAAUCAUCGCAGCAUUGACCCCUUCAGUCAUGAAAAGAGACGAGUACCAACUGUCUUCACAGACACAGGUAGGGGCUUGCCUCAACGCCUUCGGCACGGGCAUGUCGCUAUUGUUGAAGCCAGAGGUCUUACAGGAUCUCAGGGACGAGGCAAAAUCGGCUAUAACAUUAUUCGCAGAAGGCAUUCACCUGCUUGCCGACCAUCACUACCGUCUCUCACUCGCGAGGAGAGCCUUCACCGAGCCUUCUCUCAACAUCUUGGGUAAGAACGCCGCAAAGUCAGCACCUAUCGACGAGUUUCUCUUUGGCAAGAAUUUUGCCGAAACGCUCAAGGCGGCUCAGAUUUGUGAAAAGGCCGGUCGCGAAGUCUCCAAACCAGUUCCUCAGGUGGGGAAGAAAACGCUACAACCUGUCCGUCAAGCAGCUCAGCAACGUGGCCAGCCUCAAACAUCUAGGCCUUCGGGAAACAGGAAGGCCCCUGUCCGUCCACCAGCGGCUCGCCGAUCAGGGGCCCACCAUUACCAGAGCCGGCGCCAUCGCUCCCAGUCCCGAACCAGAUCUCGAUACCACCGUUAAACGAUGAGCUGCCACCCAACAUGGAGGACUCUUUCCCUGGGGGUCACGAGGUUAUCAGGGAAGCGUUCAGGGCCCGGUCAGUUCCAG